UUUCUAUGUUGUGGAGACCGAGAGAGAGACGGUUGUUGCUGACUGUCAGCGUCAUUCAUGUAAAUGGUGAACUUACGUACGUUGAAUAAUCAUUUUUGGAUAAUUUUCAAAGUUUCAUCUACUUAAUGUGUUCGAAAAUAUAAAUUAGAAGUUUCUAUUUGAUGUUACAGUGUGAUUUUAGUACAUAACUACAGUUUUGAAUACUUUAACGAACUUUUAAAGUGUGUUCUAUUACUAUGUUAUCCGUGUCGCGCAGUACAUUAAAAAGUUGUUGACUAAUUUCAAAGUUCUGAAAAGUGAUUGUUGUCGUGUAUUAUAGAUGUUUAUCACUUUGUUGUUAUAUGUGGCUGCUGUAGAUUCGAAGAAUAAACUUUAUGACAGAUAGCAUGACGUAGAUUAUUCUAGUCAGCUUGCUGUCCAGCCAAUCGAGUGUACUGUAUCGAAGCUGACUGAUGCGGUGACACUGUGACACAAUGGAUGCGGCGGACAAGCGAAUGCUGGAGCGGGAGGCGCUCCGCAACAUGAUCCAGCAGUGGAACGCUAAUCGCCUUGAUCUGUUCGCGCUCAGUGAGCCCAAUGAGAAUCUGGAGUUUCACGGUGUGAUGCGAUUCUAUUUCCAAGAUUCAGGUCAGAAGAUAGCAACGAAAUGUAUUCGUGUCGCCUCCGACGCUACUGUGAGCGAUGUCAUAGAGACUUUAAUCGAGAAGUUCCGUCCGGACAUGCGCAUGUUGUCGCUGGGCUCGUACUCUCUGUGGGAGACGCACGGGCCGGACGACGAGCGCAAACUGGAGCCGCAUGAGAAGCCCCUGCUGGUGCAGCUCAACUGGCACGCCGACGACAGGGAGGGGCGGUUCCUACUCAAGUGCCUUAGCAACAACGAGAUCCCGUUGUCGGCUGUGAACGACAAAGGAGACCAAAACUUUAAACGAAAACUAUCAAAACGAGAGAAGAAAGAACUGAAGAAAAAGGAAAAACUAUCGAGACUUAAAUCCGACACGAACGAUGAAAACAGACCAGUCGCAGAGAAACUAUAUACAGAACUGCCGGAGACGUCUUUCAUGCGUAGUAUAAGUAACCCCGAGGCGGUGAUGCGUCGUCGUCGGCAACAGAAGCUGGGCCGAAAGCUGCAGCAGUUCAAGUCUAAGGAUGGCGGACCUGAUACUGGUGGUACCCUCCGAGUGUACGGUUCGAUACUCCGGCCCGACGUGUCGUACGUCACGCUACUGCUGUCAGUCAACGACUCGGCUGCCACCGUCCUUCGGGAGACACUCGACAAGUAUGGCAUGUCAUACCAAGAUCCACAACAGUUCUGCAUCGUGCAGGAGGACAAGACCGACAAUUCGGAAUACAUCUUAGAAGACGACGAAUGCCCGCUCGCGCUCAUGAAUAUGACAAGAAGCUCCAUCAUGUUCCAUGUACGGCGGCGGCCUGCGGAUGUGCAGCCGCGGAGGCGCAAGAAAAAAGUUGGAGGCACCGGGGCCGCUGGCGGACGGCCCGGAAACGAACCCAUGCUUGUAGAAAUGUCACCCGACGGUUCGUCUCUAGAAAACGGACGGCGACUCAGAAUAACAGAUGUUAUCGAGGUGGGUUCAGGCAAUGGCACGACUCUGCAGCUGUAUGGACCUUCGAUCCAGCCGCGGCACUGCGUGGUCGCGCCCGCGGAAGGCGGCGGCUACUCCGUGACCCCGCUGCACGCCGAUGCACACGUGUAUGUCAACGGACGCAGGAUCAUGCACUCGCAACGUCUACAAGUGAGUUCUCAACCGCACUGUUACUUCUUACCUGCCUUUCUCAACAUGUGGCCUACUAAUUCUAUCAGUGUAAGUAAACACAAUCAGUCCCGUCGCUUCUCUAAUCACUUUCAAAGCUGUGUAUUUUAUGUUUUGUUCAUCUAUCAUUGUUUGUUUUCUUUGCAUGUUUCUGUCACUGGCUCACGAAUAUCCGCUUGUGUACGUUACCCUUACGUUAGAUCGCCAACUUCGCCCGGCGAGAAUAGCGGCGCGAUGUCGCCGACGUCGAUGACGUCACACCAGCCCGACCCUCUCGACUCCAAUGCAAACACGACUAACGACACAGAGUACCAGAGGACGAUGAGUCCCGUGUCGCACGACACCUACUACCGGGACGCCAACGACACUAUACCGCCGUACAACAACAACACUCUUAAACUCGACAACGAGUCACUCAUUAUGUCGCAACACCUCAACGACACCAAAGAUGACUACGGGAAGGACGACCACACGGGCUCGGUGUACAAUGACCAAGAUCAGAGUUCCAACGUGAAUCGCACGUCCAACUCUGUGCAACAGUACAAAGACAAUUAUGAAACCACGUUCGAUUUGGACGGCAACGUUGAAACAAAGAGUAUCUGCAGUGCGAAGAGCGGCGGCUCUGGACAUGACAACAGGAUGAGUGCGGGUAUGAGCAGUGGGCGCGGGUGCACGGAGGCGAUCCUGCCGGCCGUGCUGGAGUUCCCCGAGGCGGGGCAGGCUCAGUUCCUGGCCGCCGUCAUCACCCGCCUCGACCCACACGCGCCCGCCUUCAAACUCGCCCCUGUCUACACACUCUACCUUUGUGCCAGGUACCGUGCCUCGACUCAUUACCGCCCCGAGCUGACGCCGACCGAACGCGCGCAUAAACUGACGGCCUUCUUACACCAUGUCGCCACGCUCAUACACGCCACCGUACAGGAGCGUUGUACCGACUCAGCGGCACAAGCUUUCUGGAUGACGAACGCGAGUGAACUUCUGCACUUCUUGAAAUACGAUCGACACAUAUCAUCCUUCUCAACACAAGCGCAAGAAGUGCUCUCGCUUACUGUGCAGAAUGCUUUCAGCAACCUCGUGACGUGUUUCCAAGAGGAGCUGUCGCGUGGUCUGGCGACGCUGACGAGCGCGGGCGGCGCGGGCGGGGCGAGCGGCGCGGGCGGCAUGUUGGACGCCAACGAGGCCACCGCGCCCACGCUGCAGGCGCUGGCCGCCGCCAUCGUGCUACUGCGCCGCUGCCGCGUCAACGCCGCGCUCACCAUACAGCUCUUCUCGCACCUCUUCCACUACAUCAACGCUGUUUGCUUUAACAAAUUGGUAACAGAGCCCAGCAUGAUAAAUGCGCGUUGGGGCGCUGCUCUGUCAGCACGACUAAAAGUUCUGGCUGCUUGGGCGGAGCGACAGGGUUUGGAAUUGGCGGCGGAAUGUCAUUUCGCACGCAUGAACCAAGCCGCGCGUCUGAUCCAGGGCACGUACCGGUCGGCGGAGGAGGUGGUGGGCGCGCUGAAGUCGUGCUUCAAGCUGAACUCGGUGCAGGCGCGCGCGCUGCUGGCGCCGCUGGCGCCGGCCGAGCUGGUGGAGGCGGGCGUGCGCCACGUGCGCGCGCACACGGACGAGCUGGUGCGCGCCGACGGCCGCGACGUGCGCCUGGACGAGCCGGCCUGGCUGGGCGCCGCGCUGCUCAUCCCCAGCGACGGGUUCAGCGCCGAGGUGGUGUGCGGCGUGCCGCCGGGGCUGGCGGAGUUCGUGGCGCCGCUGCAGCGCGGCGGCCUGUGCCGCCUGGCGCACCAGCCGCACGCGCUGGGCGCCUGGACCGUGUACCUGGCGGGCCACGCGCCGCCCGCGCGCCGCCCCGACCCGCGCCUGCACAUCAUCCAGCUGCACAAGAACUCCAACGGCAUGGGGCUCAGCAUCGUCGCCGCCAAGGGUGCGGGGCAAAGCAAGCUAGGUAUCUAUAUAAAGUCGGUAGUCCCGGGCGGUGCCGCGGCGGCCGACGGACGCCUCGCUGCCGGGGACCAACUACUCUCCGUCGAUGGACAGUCACUCGUCGGCAUCACGCAGGAGAAGGCGGCCGAAUACCUUGUGCGCACGGGUCCUACAGUGACGUUGGAGGUGGCGAAGCAGGGAGCUAUGCUACACGGCCUCGCUACACUAUUGCACCAGCCCGCCUAUAACCAGCGACAAGUGGAGGAGGUGGUGUACGAGCACGCGCUGCGCCGCAACUCCGGCACCUUCACCAACCCGCACCCCGCCCUGCUGCGGCCCGCCUCGCCGCGGACUGAGCUCGCCACCGCAGGCAAUGUCUCCACUCUACUCUCUACUAUACUAUACUUCACCAACCCGCACCCCGCCCUGCUGCGGCCCGCCUCGCCGCGGACUGAGCUCGCCACCGCAGGCAAUGUCUCCACUCUACUCUCUACUAUACUAUACUUCACCAACCCGCACCCCGCCCUGCUGCGGCCCGCCUCGCCGCGGACUGAGCUCGCCACCGCAGGCAAUGUCUCCACUCUACUCUCUACUAUACUAUACUUCACCAACCCGCACCCCGCCCUGCUGCGGCCCGCCUCGCCGCGGACCGAGCUCGCCACCGCAGGCAAUGUCUCCACUCUACUCUCUACUAUACUAUACUUCACCAACCCGCACCCCGCCCUGCUGCGGCCCGCCUCGCCGCGGACCGAGCUCGCCACCGCAGGCAAUGUCUCCACUCUACUCUCUACUAUACUAUACUUCACCAACCCGCACCCCGCCCUGCUGCGGCCCGCCUCGCCGCGGACUGAGCUCGCCACCGCAGGCAAUGUCUCCACUCUACUCUCUACUAUACUAUACUUCACCAACCCGCACCCCGCCCUGCUGCGGCCCGCCUCGCCGCGGACUGAGCUCGCCACCGCAGGCAAUGUCUCCACUCUACUCUCUACUAUACUAUACUUCACCAACCCGCACCCCGCCCUGCUGCGGCCCGCCUCGCCGCGGACUGAGCUCGCCACCGCAGGCAAUGUCUCCACUCUACUCUCUACUAUACUAUACUUCACCAACCCGCACCCCGCCCUGCUGCGGCCCGCCUCGCCGCGGACUGAGCUCGCCACCGCAGGCAAUGUCUCCACUCUACUCUCUACUAUACUAUACUUCACCAACCCGCACCCCGCCCUGCUGCGGCCCGCCUCGCCGCGGACUGAGCUCGCCACCGCAGGCAAUGUCUCCACUCUACUCUCUACUAUACUAUACUUCACCAACCCGCACCCCGCCCUGCUGCGGCCCGCCUCGCCGCGGACUGAGCUCGCCACCGCAGGCAAUGUCUCCACUCUACUCUCUACUAUACUAUACUUCACCAACCCGCACCCCGCCCUGCUGCGGCCCGCCUCGCCGCGGACUGAGCUCGCCACCGCAGGCAAUGUCUCCACUCUACUCUCUACUAUACUAUACUUCACCAACCCGCACCCCGCCCUGCUGCGGCCCGCCUCGCCGCGGACUGAGCUCGCCACCGCAGGCAAUGUCUCCACUCUACUCUCUACUAUACUAUACUUCACCAACCCGCACCCCGCCCUGCUGCGGCCCGCCUCGCCGCGGACUGAGCUCGCCACCGCAGGCAAUGUCUCCACUCUACUCUCUACUAUACUAUACUUCACCAACCCGCACCCCGCCCUGCUGCGGCCCGCCUCGCCGCGGACUGAGCUCGCCACCGCAGGCAAUGUCUCCACUCUACUCUCUACUAUACUAUACUUCACCAACCCGCACCCCGCCCUGCUGCGGCCCGCCUCGCCGCGGACUGAGCUCGCCACCGCAGGCAAUGUCUCCACUCUACUCUCUACUAUACUAUACUUCACCAACCCGCACCCCGCCCUGCUGCGGCCCGCCUCGCCGCGGACUGAGCUCGCCACCGCAGGCAAUGUCUCCACUCUACUCUCUACUAUACUAUACUUCACCAACCCGCACCCCGCCCUGCUGCGGCCCGCCUCGCCGCGGACUGAGCUCGCCACCGCAGGCAAUGUCUCCACUCUACUCUCUACUAUACUAUACUUCACCAACCCGCACCCCGCCCUGCUGCGGCCCGCCUCGCCGCGGACUGAGCUCGCCACCGCAGGCAAUGUCUCCACUCUACUCUCUACUAUACUAUACUUCACCAACCCGCACCCCGCCCUGCUGCGGCCCGCCUCGCCGCGGACUGAGCUCGCCACCGCAGGCAAUGUCUCCACUCUACUCUCUACUAUACUAUACUUCACCAACCCGCACCCCGCCCUGCUGCGGCCCGCCUCGCCGCGGACUGAGCUCGCCACCGCAGGCAAUGUCUCCACUCUACUCUCUACUAUACUAUACUUCACCAACCCGCACCCCGCCCUGCUGCGGCCCGCCUCGCCGCGGACUGAGCUCGCCACCGCAGGCAAUGUCUCCACUCUACUCUCUACUAUACUAUACUUCACCAACCCGCACCCCGCCCUGCUGCGGCCCGCCUCGCCGCGGACUGAGCUCGCCACCGCAGGCAAUGUCUCCACUCUACUCUCUACUAUACUAUACUUCACCAACCCGCACCCCGCCCUGCUGCGGCCCGCCUCGCCGCGGACUGAGCUCGCCACCGCAGGCAAUGUCUCCACUCUACUCUCUACUAUACUAUACUUCACCAACCCGCACCCCGCCCUGCUGCGGCCCGCCUCGCCGCGGACUGAGCUCGCCACCGCAGGCAAUGUCUCCACUCUACUCUCUACUAUACUAUACUUCACCAACCCGCACCCCGCCCUGCUGCGGCCCGCCUCGCCGCGGACUGAGCUCGCCACCGCAGGCAAUGUCUCCACUCUACUCUCUACUACACUAAUUCCCCGACUGAUGGCAUGCAUUACUGCUACGACCUAUUGCAAAGCUUAUUACACUCCGCUGGAUGUUCGACAUUUUGUUUUUACAGCUUUUUCUUUCGUGCCAUUCAACUUUUACAAUGUUUCAAAUGUUGGAUUCAUGUUCAUGGAAGUCUCUAUUGCAGGGUACAGUCGUCGGCCUUGUCACAAUCGAUGUCAUUUGUUAAGAGAUGAAUCUACAGAAUCUAGUACGGACGAAAGCGAGGAUUGGCAACCGCAGUAUCACGGUUCCAUUCCUAGACUGAUAGUAACGCUAGACAGAGAAAAUAACCAGUUGCAGGAAGACUUGUCUCCGGACACACCGGGCUGUCCUAUCGAACUAAGAACUAAUGCCCCACCGCCGCGGCCUAUUCCCGUGUUUACGUUCACGUGCGAGGACUUUGAUGAACAACAGACGAGUAGUAACGCCACGACGCAACCCGAGGAAUGUGCCCCGCCACCAGCUCGGUGCGAGUCUCCGCCGGACGAGCCACCCCCAGUACCCGAGCCUCCUGCUAACUACGACCAGUCGAGUGAUAACGGAGACUCCAUCUGUCUGCCACCUCGCAUGGAGCCUAUAGACACAAAGCUAACCCUAGAUUUAUUCAAUUCACGUGGCAGAGAGAACGAGUUUUAUAGACAGCGAUGUACUGGAAUCGAUGAGUGUGUGAGUGCUUGCGAAUGUUGUCGCACGCCUCAACCUGAGACACAACAAAUUCCUUACAUCGAUGAACCAAACUCAGAACCACUGAUAUUUGAGAAUGAAGGCCCGCCAAACAAAGUCGCUACACCAAAAAUACGACGAAUAUUACCUUCAUUGUCUCUUGACCAAACUGACUCGGAUCAAAAACCUGAAACUGCGGACGCAGUUUGUCAGACGCCCUCAUCACCCAUGGAUCCAGAACUGACACCUAAAAGAAAACUCGAGCUUAACUUGGAUAUUAAGAAAGACUACGAUCAAAUAGAGAAUAUACAGUGCAGGCUGAAGAGAGCGUUAUAUAGCAUGUCGACAUCCCUUUCAGGCAAAUCUGAAGAUACUGAAAUUCCGUCCACGUACUCUACGUCCGAUUCUUUUGAUGAGACAAAUAAUGGAGUUAAAUACGAUGUCGGCACUGUUAAAGCUCAAACUCCUGUAGACAACAACCCCGGUGCUAAACAAAUAUUAGAUAGUGUAGACCGAAAGUCGUGGAAAUCUCCUGAUGAAUACAGGCCUGUCUUCGGUAAAGUUAAAGAAUUAACGAAACAUUUUAACAAUAUUAAUUUAAAGUAUUGUGUUAAAAAUUACAAACGAAAUUGUCAAUCGAGUCCAAAUCUUAGUGUUCGGGACGACAAGGUUCCUAAAGUUAUUGAAAACCUUCCAACUAGUGCCAGUUUAGCUGAUAUACAAUACGAGUGCAAUAAAACUGAUACUAGCGAUACCAAGUGUGAGAAAUUAUCUGACGACGAAGUGAAAAGCAUCCUCAUCCAGCUGGAAGACUGGUCCAAAUACGGCUCACGCGGUAGCGAGGACACGCUAGCGCAUGGCAAUGAGUUUGAAGUACCAAACUUGCCCUCUGAGGAACACACCGAUAACACUGCCAACGGGUAUGUGUUCUCAGAGAUAAUUGACAAAAAACCAAAACGGAUUACGUUAGAUAAUAUCAGGUUGAAGUCGAAUCAGUCGAGUAUAAAUUCCGAUCAGACGAAACAAAGUAAAGAAUCGUUAAAUGUGAGUGGGAGUUCGGACAAACAAUGUUCGGAUCACCUGCCACGAGUGGUGGCCAUGGUCCGGCCGGGCGAGGCAGUGGCGGGCUCCUGGCCCGAGCUCUCCGCGCGCACGUCGAGCGGUGCGGGCGGGGCGAGCGGUGCGGGCGGCGCGGGCGGCGCGGUGCGGCGCGCGUCGGAGCGCGACCUGCCGGCGCGGCUGGCGGCGGAGGCGGGCGUCAAGUCCAGCAAGAGCACGCCCGCGCUGCACCACGUGGCCUCGCCGCCGCCGCACCACCACACUCCUGCCAGCGCGGCAGUGAGUCCCCCCGCGGCGGGCGGCGCGGCGUGGCCGAGCAAGUCCCGGUCCAGCCACAACCUGUCGGCGCCCAGCCAGCACGACGGCUUCUACCAGAACCUCUCCACCGUGCACUCGCAGCAACAUGCGCUCCAAGACAGAUGGUCGUCGCUCCGUAGUUCUACCGGCAGCAACAGACCGCAAUCCGCGCACUUUGCAGCAGGCGGCCAAGUUGAGGCGCCCGACUCACCUUUACAUCAUCAGCAGGCGAAUGCAGCGAGCGCGGCGCGCGCGGCCAAGCUGGCGGAGAUGUCGGAGGAAGUCGCGCGCAGGCACGCAUACCAUAACCAUACGCAGCCCACGCAUCACCAUCUCAUCGGUCAAGGCCAGCUCCAAAUGGCGCCAGGUCCGUACGGGCCGCCCCCCCUGGGCACGGGCCCGGCCAUGUUGCACGUACACGCGCAGAGCCCGCACCAGAUAUACCACAACCAACAUCAACCGCCACAGAGGUACGAAUGGAUGCCCCCUGGACCGCCAUCGCCACAGAGGUCACAACCACCCGUCGCUCCGAAACCGCAGGGUGCGAGGAGACCGGACAUGGAUAUGGAAGAACAAAUGUAUCCACAUUCACAAGCACAUCCGCAGUCACAUCCACAGUCACAUCCGCAAUCACAUCCACAGUCACAUCCGCAAUCACAUCCACAGUCACAUCCACAGUCAUACCCCCAGCCGCAACAGCCACCGUCCAGCACUGUGCAGCCAGAAGACGAGCGGUACGUGGCGAGCGCGCUAGAACCACCAGCCGUUUCUGUGUACCCGGCCGGGGGCGCGGGUGGUGCGAGUGGGGGCGGGGGCGCGGCCGGGCGCGCCCCCCACAACCCGUGGCAGCGCGAGGAGCGCGAGCGACUGCACGAGGCACGCCGCGCCGCCGCACGCGCGCGCAGAGACGCAACAAUCGCGCAGUUGAUAUCACUAGGAGCGGCGCGCACGCCCGUACAGAACCAACAACUGCGUGCACUACAACUAGAGCGAGACUUCGAACUGCGAGCCACGCAGCAUGAUCAGGAGGAAAGUAACGCAGCGGAAGGCGCAGAAGACUCGGAAGAGAUGGUGGAGGACGCGGCGUCGUCUCCCCUGGCCGCCUCACCCGCGCCCCCGCAAACCCUCACACAGCCCCCCAACCCACCCAAGUCCAUACUCAAGACUAACACACGGACUGAGAUCACUAACGGAUAUACCACCGAACAGCAGGUGAGCUACGAAGAGACUCGCGUGUCGGAGGUGACGUCAGGCAUGGGCGCGCUCAGCGUGGCCGCGCCCCCCGGUGGCCAGGGGGCAGGCGCGGGUGGGGGCGCGCCCCCUCCGCCGGCGCGCGGCUCGUCGUUCGCGGUGAUGGCGGAGCGCGCGCGCACGCUGUCCCCCGCGCGCACGCACGACGCGCCGCACGCACCGCACGCACCGCACGCACUGCCGCCGCAGUCUCCAGUAGGCGGCGGUCGGGACAAGCGCGUGUCGUUCCACGAGCGCGCCGCGCCCCCCGCGCCCCCGGCCAGUUCCCCGCCCCCGCUACACGACCCCGCACCCCCCGCGCCCUCCAGGGAGGACCCCGACCGGUUCAUCGAGGAGGCGGAGAGUAUGCUGGCGGGCCCGGUGUCGCCGCAGUCCCCGACCGCGCCCGCACUCACGCACACGCCCGGCGUCAUCGGCGCGCAGGAGGUCUACCGAGACCCGCGCGCGCGCCGCCUGGCGGAGCAACAAGCGCGCGCCCCGACGGCGCCCGUCCCGGAGCAACUGUCCUUCAAGGAGAAGAUGAAGAUGUUCGCGCUCGAGUCCGGCGAGGCCUCCACGCCCAAGGACAAGGUCAAAAUAUCACGCGCGCAGCGAGACAUCGAUGCGGUACAUUAAUCCCUAUGAUGACCAUGAAUUAAACUUAUAAUGCAUUAUGAUUACAUACAUUUUGUACAUAAAUUGUACUUACAGAGGAAUUACAUAACUCUUUUAUGUGGUUUAAUAGAGUAUAGCAAAACUGUAGCGAUACGUUACAGAUUGCGUUACAGUAUUAUAUUGAAAUAAUUAUAUUAUAAACAUUUCCAAAUCGUGUUAGCGAAAAUAAUGUGCUUUUCGGCAGCUAAUCUUUAUAAAUGUUAAAUAAUAGAAAGAAGUCAUCUAUGUACGAAUAUAAUGACAUUGUUUUCGCUUUCACGCAAGUAACUGAAGGAGAUAUUUCAAGUGAAAUAAUUUAAACCACUCAAGUUGAAUUAUACAUGUCGUGUACCAAAGUGCAUGAUAGCCUUUGGAUGAGAAUAGCACCAAUUUUGUAUGUUAAUCAUAAAUCUAAGUGAGUUUCCUUUCUCAAAUAGGUAUAUUUUUAUGGUAAUGCAAUUUUGAAUGAUGUUUACAAGAUGUCGCUUUAGCAGCUAGUGCAAUGAUAUUAUAUUUAUACAUUUCAAUUUACCAGACCAUAUCGUAAUAAUAUAGGGAAUAGUCGAUUAUAGAAAUCAAAAUUUAUAUUACUAUAUUAUGAAUAUUUUCGGUAUUUUAAUAUAUUAUUGUCAACGGGCACAUCUUAUGAAUUAAAGUCGGAACUAUUGUGCCAUGUAUGUCGUAUAAUGGAUUUUUCCGUUUAAAUAAUUAUAAAAGUUUAUUCUCCGGGAGGACCAAAUAUAAGUCGACAUCGGCGGGUGCCUUUGCAUGUACCUUAAAAAGUAAAUUUACAUAUCCAUCAUAUUUUCACGGCGUAGUAAAUACAUUGUAAUCCAUCAACAUUUCUUUUUGUAACUUCGUGACAUUCCAAAGAACAUUGUUUCUUUUCUAUUUAACUAUUUAAAUAUGUAUGUUAUGGAAGCAUUCCUAUGAAACCUGAAUGUAUUAUAUGUUCCGCUAUAGCGGUUGUUAUCUUUCCAAUAUUAUUUCAAAGAUUGACCCUGUUAUUACAAUUCGAAUUUUAACAAAAAGCAAUAAGAUAUUGUGAAGACUUGUUGUAAAUACAUAAAUUUUAUAGUCUAAGCACGUGUUUGUGCCAAAACAUGUUCCGUGGUGGCAAACCCGCAUGUAGUGGCAAAAUUAUUGUUUAUUUAGUGGCAGCCAAGAUUUAUGUUAAUUGUGUAUUAAAUUGUUAUACGGUAUAUACUACUCAAAAUAAUGUUUAAAUAAUAUGUACGAACGUUGAAACAGCGAAUGUGCGAGCUUUAUUGUUAUUACACAAAUUAAGAUCGCGAGGUCGCUCUCUUUACCUUGUUUUUUCUAUAAGUAAAACAUCUGAAAGAUCUACAGUAUUAAUUAUAAUAAUGCUUAUAAAUCACAAAAAUGUAACAAAACACAAAUCUAUUGAGUAGAUAGUGAAAUUCUUACCUUAUUUCUUCGGUCACAGCCCACAUAAUUAGCUAUAGAACAAUGAUGUAGCUGUCGGAACACUAGGUAGCUACUCAUUACAUUAUUAUGGUUAAAAAUUAUAGCACCAAUUUACUGUAUAUAAUGUAGGUAGAAGAAUCCUUGUGAUUAUUUAAGGUUUUUUGUACACCUGUUUGUAUAUGUAAAUGUUUAUUCGAAAAUAGAGAGUUAGCAACUGUUUGACUACGAGUCGACGAGAUGGAAGGCCUACGUGAGGGUAGAGUUAGAUUAGUUCCUGGGAAUUCAGUUCCGUAAGUUCCCAGUAUACACCCAACGAUAGUCAAUUAGAGAAAGAUUGAGAUUAAUUUUUAGAAAGGAGUUUUUAAUGAUUUUUAUAGCUAUACUGUAUAUAAUUACGCUUGAAAAUGUCAACAUAGAUAUCAUGAAUAUUUAAGCAACAAUUCGAAUGAUUAUUAUUAUGCAAAACUAAUUAUAUUUGUUAUUAACGGUAGCUAUUGUCCUUCCUUUCUUUUGAAAAUAAAUAAAGUAACAUUA
Spodoptera frugiperda (fall armyworm) is the source of this 12452-nucleotide messenger RNA. RefSeq lists its product as uncharacterized. The transcript has 37 exons. The coding region runs from base 474 to 10472 and encodes 3332 amino acids. Gene Ontology annotation, biological process: regulation of protein localization; signal transduction. Gene Ontology annotation, cellular component: adherens junction. The record is from RefSeq and is a predicted model, not a curated record. Gene Ontology annotation, molecular function: cell adhesion molecule binding. Lineage: Eukaryota; Metazoa; Arthropoda; Insecta; Lepidoptera; Noctuidae.